UGUUGGAUGGAACUGGCUCAGGGCUCUCUGGCGGACGGACUUACCAGGAAACUUUUUGCCGUUUUCCGUCUUCGCCCAGUCUCUGCAAGUUUGACCUUAUUUUAAAAAGGAGUGGGACGUUGCCCUGCAUCCCCUAACAGCAUUCAUUUCUUUGCACCCCAAUAUCCCUGGACCUCCGGCAUAAACUACCGGCGUGAGGGGGGUCGGAGGAAGGCCACGGAUGACCGAGGAGUUGUUUAUGUAUCUCUCUGGCUCUCCCAUAACGAGUUACGGUCGUUGCAUACCUCAUAUAUUUAUCCCUGAUAAUGAGCGGACAUCCUUCGCAACGGCGACAAGCAAAUGUCUCGUCCAUACAACUGACACCGCAGGAAAAUGAAUGCCUUUUCAACCACCUUGGCAGGAAAUGUAUCUCAUUGUCCGCAGCAGUGGUCCAGGUGUUCACGGCAGACAGGAACUCCAGCUGGAACAAGAGAUGCUGCGGGGUGGCCUGUCUGGUCAAAGACAACCCCCAGCGAUCCUACUUCAUCCGGGUCUUGGACAUCAAGGAUGGUAGGACACUGUUUGAACAGGAGCUGUACAACAACUUCAGCAUCUACGUUCCCAAACCCUACUUCAUCACAUUUGCUGGAGAUACAUGCCAAGUGGGUCUGAACUUUGCCAGUGAGGAGGAGACCAAGCGUUUCCACAACCAUUUGACAGAGCUAAUUGGGAGAAGACAAAGGAAAUCUGAGAAGAGACGCGACCCUCCAAAUGGCCCGACGUUGCCCAUGGCUACUAUCGACAUCAAAAACCCAGAGAUCAGCAAUGUCCAACGUUUCCAUAAAAACGCUCAGGUGAACAACAUUGUGACCUUUCCAAAGAGGGAGAAAAAGGGCAAGGCGAAGAAGAAGAGGCUCACCAAGGCAGACAUCGGCACACCGAGCAACUUCCAGCACGUUGGGCAUGUAGGAUGGGAUCCAAACACAGGUUUUGAUUUGAAUAACUUGGACCCCGAGCUGAAGCAUCUGUUUGAUAUGUGUGGCAUCUCUGAGGCUCAGCUGAAGGACAAGGAGACCUCGAAGGUCAUCUACGACUUCAUUGAGAAGAAAGGAGGCGUAGAAGCUGUCAAAAACGAGCUACGGAGACAAGGUCCGCCCAGGUGGCUUGCUCCUCCGCCCCCUCCAUCCAGAGGCGGCCCUCCUCCCCCGCCCCCACACCAUGGCUCUGCCCCACCUCCUCCUCCUCCAGCCAGGGGGCGAGGUGCCCCGCCACCACCUCCCCCCUCCAGAGCUCCCAUCUCUGCACCCCCUCCUCCCCCUCCGUCUCGACCGGGCAUGACCGCUCCACCGCCUCCACCACCCAGCCGAGUCUCUCUCCCGCCUCCCCCUCCACCAGCCCAUGCCUCAAUUUCUGUGGCUCCUCCCCCACCACCUCCUCCUCCCUCAUUCUCAACUCCAUUCAGUACAGGAGCACCGCCUCCUCCCCCUCCGCCUCCGCCGCCACCUGGCCCUCCGCCCCCUGGCCCUCCGCCCCCUAUGCUGCCCACGGAGGCUAAUGGAGGGGAUUCAACCAAGUCGGAACUGCUGACUCAGAUCAGAGGAGGCACCAAUCUGAAGAAGGUGGAUCAGAAAGAGAGGCCGGUGUCCACCAAUACCGGCAGAGACGCACUUCUGGACCAAAUCCGACAAGGAACCAAACUCAAAGUGAGGGAUGACAGUACGGACUCAUCCCCUUCCACCCCGGCCCUCUCGGCAGGCAUCGUGGGGGCCCUGAUGGAGGUGAUGCAGAAACGGAGCAAGGCCAUUCACUCUUCAGAUGAGGACGAUGAUGAUGAUGAGGACUUUGAGGAUGAAGAUGAGGAUGAAUGGGAGGACUAGCGAUCAUUUCUUUUUUUCCUUUUUCCUCCCCUCUCCAGGCCGUGGAUGAUUAUGACACUAAAAUAACUCAAAAGAAAUCUUUGAUUUCAAAAUUCUAAAUGUAAAUGUUCCAUCAAUUUGGUGUAUAUUUUUGUUGCCUUUUUUUUAUUAAUCUGUGCAAUACCUCAUGUAAUCUGUAAAUGUUUGUCAUUCUCAUAUCUCCGUCAUGUCCGUCUCUGCUCUGCCGCCUCCAUCUCGUCUCCCGAUAGCAAUAUGUCUCCUUUUAACUGUGUUAAAACCUUUUCCAUCCCUCUGCCUCUCUUUCUCCUCCUCCCACAUUCCCAACUCUCCUCCAUCUGUUACUCAGCCAUCUUUCAUAUCUGCUGCCUCCCAUCACUCAUGUCCCCGUCCCUGUCACUCUCCCAUGUUCAUCAUCCCACAGAUUAACACGUGCAAUUUUACAUCAAGUUGUCUCUUGAACCGUAGAGUUGAAUAUUAUUAGUUUUUUCUUUUGGUCAGUGAUUGAAGGGAAGGCUUCGUCCUUCAUCAAUCGUGUCUUCAUUGUUUGUCAGGAGGGGAAAAAAAGGAACUAUUUUCAUACCUAUUGCGCUCUAGUUUAUUUUUACUUAUUCAAAUGAACCUAGUUUAGCACUCAUAUUUUCUUAAAACUAAGAAGAAGAAGAAAGGAAGAUGCUCUUUUUUUGAAUAUUUAGCUUAAUUUGCUGUCGUCUGUAAAUUUGCUCCAGAGUUUGAGUCUUGUUAUAUUUUUGCACAGAUUGAAAGAGGAGACUCAUGAAUACAGGACAUAUUUUCAGGUCUGUAUCAUUAUGGAACAUGCAUAUGCUUUAAGUAAUGAGGCACUUGGCCAUUAAGCAUUUUUAACCGUUAACCCACCACACUACAUACACUACACGCAAAGGAGGUAGCCCACAGUUUUAUGGCUGGCUAUCUGUUGGGAAUUUUACUUUUCUUUUUUUGGAUCACUGUCUCGCUCCAGAUUCAGUUGAAAUUGUGCUUUUUUUUCCUUUUUAAUCUUUUUGUUUUUGUUUUUACAUUAGCAAGCAGGGUAUUGAUGAAUGGCUGUUUUGUUGGAAUCAGGUCGUCCAUCAUGUUAAACUUAAGUAAUAAAGACAUUUUAGUUCUACACACCUGAUGCUUAUAAUGGGUCCAUAUGCUAAGUUACUGUACAUAAACAUAAAGAAGUAUUUCUCCUGUUGUAGACACUAAGUGCUGACACAGUUUAGGGAGAAACACUAGAUUCAUGGCAUCAUUCAAAGAAGUAUACACAUGUUCUUGGCUAACUAGUAAGUCAUGAGGUGUAAUAUAGGAAAGGUUAAAACAACUCAAUGGUCAAUUAUUCUCUCCAAAGAACUAAUGAUCAGGUGUCUUUUUAUUUGAAGGUGGAUUCUUCACACGGGACAAAAGGGUUUUAAAAUCUGCUUCUUUUUGACACAAAGACAACUGCAGUGGCAUGAUGCUCACUCGCUAACCAACGAGCACCUGCUGCAGCAACAAGGUUUAUCUAACAUUAGCCAGCAUAUGCUAACUGCUCACACCAGGCCAAAAACAGCUGGAGCCCCCCCCCCCCCAGGAGUCUCACUUUAAAUCUUAGUAUAGAAGGGCACCAGAGUCGGUUAACUACUAACCCCUUUUUCCUCAGUGCGUCAAACAUGAAGCUUGGCCUUCCAGAUCCGGGUGUCUUAUCGGAGAGCUUAUACAGAAACGUCUUACCCUCAGUGUAAGAAAUAUCCAGACGAAAAAAUGACAUGUCAAAAUGAGUUGGUUUCUAUUUUCUUUCUUUUUUUUGUUGGUGCCCUCUCGUUAAAUUGUCUUUUAGAGACAAAUUGCCACUUUGAUGUAAGAACUGACCUCUUUUUGGGAAAACCUUGCCAUGUUUUCGCUGAUGUGACUCGGUAUAUAAGGACGCCAAGCCUUCUCAAUGAGGCUUGACAAAUAAUGAACUCUUGCAUUGUACACUCCAAUAAAAGGUUGAUAUUUACACA
Molecule: messenger RNA, 3838 nt
Organism: Cyclopterus lumpus (lumpfish)
Lineage: Eukaryota; Metazoa; Chordata; Actinopteri; Perciformes; Cyclopteridae
Gene: waslb
Product: WASP like actin nucleation promoting factor b
Exons: 12
Coding region: 306-1856 (516 amino acids)
Biological process (GO): actin filament organization
Cellular component (GO): cytoplasm
Molecular function (GO): actin binding; microtubule binding
Source: RefSeq, a predicted model, not a curated record